Lytechinus pictus (painted urchin) is the source of this 8035-nucleotide messenger RNA. RefSeq names its product epithelial splicing regulatory protein 2-like. The coding region runs from base 552 to 2777 and encodes 741 amino acids. The transcript has 15 exons. Gene Ontology annotation, molecular function: 3'-5'-RNA exonuclease activity; RNA binding. Lineage: Eukaryota; Metazoa; Echinodermata; Echinoidea; Temnopleuroida; Toxopneustidae. The record is from RefSeq and is a predicted model, not a curated record.
GAGUAGAGGGGAUAAAAGUAGAACAGAAAAGAAAACUCAGGAUUUAUAUGCUUGGGGGCCUUUUUCUUUUUAAUAGAUGAGAGGAUAGAUUAGGAAUAGAAUUAUCCGGGUACGAUAACAUACACACACAAACACACCCCAUGCCCAGCACGCAACAGAUAGCAGGCAUGUAACAGCAUUCGGUAAAACCACACCACACGAUCCUCUACGCCCCGCCGAGUGUGUGUGUCUGAUACACCCUACCCGCACGCCACGUAUAUAGCUGAGCUUCGGCGGAUUCGGCCAAUAAGCAUCGCUGGUCGCCAAAACUUCUACCAUCGCAAAGUGGCGACAGCAUUUCGUAGAUAAACCCCACUGGGACAGCUCGCCUUUUCCACAGGCUCUUAACAAAACUCUUCGGACGGACACGCGAAGGGCUGGUUACAGAGAGCACUUGUCCUACCAGUAAUUAUUUCUCCCGUUCUCAAUCUUCGGGGGUAAAUACGCAUCCAAGUCCACGCCGGCAGUAGAUAGUUGGGCCAGUGAUCUAAAAUAGUUGGUUGGAGGAAAAAAUGGCGUUUAACUAUCUGGUGAUUGUAUUCUGCACGACAGCGGGGAGAAGAGGAGCUUUGCUUGGCACAGAUGAGGAAGACCUAGUCCUCCUAGUAUCGGUGGUGGUGGACGUUGAAACCAAUAAGGUUGUAAAAUUCAACCAGAACUACAUUCGACCUGAAAACUCUGAACUAUCAGAAGAACUAUGUACCACUCUCAACAUCAGACCAGAGGUUAUCACUGGGGCAGCCAACCUAAGCCGUGUCAUAGCAGAGUUCGACAACUACCUGACGACCGAACUCGUAGGUGAGGACGGGAAGACAUUUUGCCUUCUGACUGACGGCCAGCUCCACGUGCGACAAUGCCUUCACCCACAGACCAUCAACAAGGGCAUCGCGAUCCCGGACUACUUUUACAGCUUCUUCGACCUCCGGAAGGAGUUUCGCCGGAAGUACCCCAACGCACCACAUAUCACAGACGUCAAGGACAUGGCGACCUAUUUGAAAAUAGACGUGGGUAACUUUAACUACACAGAGACCGGCAUUGAUGAGUGCCGAACGAUGGCCAGUAUAGUCACCAAGAUGAUCUCGGAUCAUCAUCGGUUCAUCAAACCGGAUUAUGUCACGAAGAAAUACGAACCAGGAACAUACGACAAGACCGAUAGUAUACCGGAUGAUACGGCCGUGAAAGCCCGCGGUCUCCCGUGGCAAGCUUCGGAUAGAGAUGUCUUCCGUUUCUUUAAAGGACUCAAUAUUGCCAGGGGUGGUGUUGCCCUCUGCCUAAACACACACGGACGUAGAAAUGGUGAGGUGAUGGUACAUUUCGAAAGUUCAGAACAGCGCGAUAUGGCCCUCCAGAGGCAUAAACACAACCUGGGAAAAAGAUACGUUGAGGUAUUCAAAGCAACGGGAGACGAGUUUAUCCGCGUGGCUGCUGGGACAUCGAAAGAGGCAACACUAUUUUUAGCUAGAGAUGAUGGACAUAUCAUUGUGCGCAUGCGUGGUCUACCGUUUAAAAUCGAAGAGAAAGAUGUGGUGGAGUUCUUUGGACCGGAUAUUCCCCUGGCAGGAGGGGAAGACGGGAUCCUCUUCGUGAAGCACAAGAGCGGCAAGAUGACAGGAGAUGCCUUCGUGCUCUUUGGCUCUGAGGACGCGGUGACCAAGGCACUUUCCAAGCAUCGGGAGUACCUAAAGAACAGGUACAUUGAGAUCUUCAGAAGCACCACUGCCGAAGUUCAACAAGUCCUCUCUCGUGUCCAAUCCGAGCCUAUCAUGCCAGACAUCCCCCAGCAACCGAUCAUGCCCCCUACUAUGAUCCCCAUCCCCAUCCACGCCAUGCCCCCUCCUCCACCCCAGCACUUCAUUACUGCAGGGGUAAUGCGUGACUGCAUCCGAAUGAGGGGCCUCCCGUACAACGCGUCUAUCGAGGACAUCAUGAACUUUCUCGGGGAGGCAGCUCAGUACAUUCGGCCUCAUGGAGUCCACAUGGUCCUAAACCUUCAGGGUAAGCCGAACGGCGAGGCGUUUAUCCAGAUGACUUCUGCAGACCGUGCCUGCUUGGCGGCACAGACUUGCCAUAUGAAGUACAUGCGGGAGCGUUAUGUUGAAGUCAUGCAGUGUUCGGGAGAUGAGAUGCAGAUGGUGCUGACGAGUGGUAUCCGCAACGAGAAGGCACCGCAGCCACAAAUAAACGCAAUAUCCCCGACAACUCCAAUCCACUACCCUCCUCCACCUCACCAUCCUCACGCCCAGCUCACCCACCCAGGUCAGAUGCCACCGGUGAGUGCAGGUAUGAUGCCCUCCAUGCCACACAUUCCAGGUCACGCCAGUCCACACGCCGCAGCCGUUGCAGCCGCAGCGGCCGGUCACCCCCAGCUCCCACCCGGCGCCACUUUCUUGCACCAACAGCAAUUGAUGUACGUACACCCGGGGUUCCCAAGUCCGCCCGUGUCGCCAACGGGGCACCAGCUUUACUACCCAGGCGCCACUACCGGAACUAACUCUGCAGCCGCGGCGUUCGCGGCCGCACAGAGCAACGCCAUGAUUCGUCUACGAGGACUUCACACAGGCGCAACCGCCCAAGAUGUUGCGAAGUUCUUCCAGGGCUAUGGGGUACCUCCAGAAAGCGUUCAAGUGAGUCAAAACGGAGAGGCUGUGGUCCCAUUUUCUUCUCAAGACAUUGCAGUUCGUGCCCUGCAAGAUCGACAACGGCAAUUCGCCGGCAAAAUGGAACUAUUCGUUGCCUAAAGACGAGUAUGACGGGGAAAGGCGGGAAAGAUUUAUCGUCUGCUAUUGUGUGGGACAAAAAAUAGAAUGACUUACUUGGUCGCUUUGCUCAAACUCAAAUCGUUUGUGUGUAUUUGCAAACAAAUACAUUGAGAAAUAAAUGCUUGAAUUUUCCAACUGCUCUCACUCACUUUCGUAUGGUAAAGCCCUUUUGCUCAUUUGCGUGUGUAACACGACAUCGAGUUUCGAUUGGUCAGUUUUGAUUAUCACGUGCUUUAUUCAUGCGCCAGAGCGCCAUUGCGCAGCAAUAAAAAUAUCCUACCGAGCCCAAUAUAAAGGAACUAUUAUUUUGGCGCCAAAACGUAUACACUUUCAAAACUAUCAAUAAAGAUUGGAAAAUUUCAGCAUUUAUUGUGUUCAUGCAAAAGAAAAGCGAGUCUGGGUACCCAUGACAAUGGCUGAUAUAUUAUUUAAUAAAGAAUGAGCUUGCCAGGUUUGCUCGGUUGGUUUACAUUUCCAGUAAAUGAAUUGUUCUUUUUAAAGUGUUUUUCACCUUUUUCGACACAGUAAUGGUGUGUUUCUAUAUGCUAAAAUGUGUGCAAAGUUAUUGUCUUUAUUGUGUUUCAAAUUCAUUUUAGUCGCGUACAUCUCCUUUCAUCCAACUCCUUUAAAUGUAUAGCAUUUUACUCCAAUUUGAUUUUUUUUUUGAAAUCUCUUUUUUUUAAAGGCAAGAUUAAGAUUAAUCACUUUGAUUCAAAUGAAGCCUUAUUUUUCAGCUCAUUUUUUUAAACUUAAAUUUCUCAUUGAUUAAAAACAUUGAUGGUGUCAUCUACGGAUAAAAAAAUGAACACAACAAUGUUGUACAUCACUCCACUCUUAAACACAACUCAAUUUGCAAACUAGGGGUUAUUUCUUCAUGCAUGCGUUCUUUUUUCCUCUGAUAUAUUGUAUUAGCCUUGAUUGUAAAUGUAUUCGUCCAUUAUCAGUACAAAUAAAAUUCAAAUUUACAAGAUUUUAUUCUUCAAAAGAAUAGAACAAAGUAAUAGAAUAGAAAAGAAAAGAAACCCUCCUAAUAAAAAAAAAACGAAAAACAAAGGAGAAAGAGGACUUGCCAGCAAAUGAAAUAAUUCUGACAUUUUAGAUGAAUUUUCCGAUUUAUCCUUAAAGUCAGGAGUGUGACUGGCUUGCCGUUUAAUGGAAAACAAAAUGUUUAUUAAUGAAGAAUAUAAUGACUAUUAUAAAUGUACUUUUAUGAAUAAAACCAUUGUAGACAAAUAUAGCAAUUCGUACAUUAGUAAUGUUCUAAGUAUGCAUUGCUGUAGACUAGUACUAGCAUUAUUGUCAAGUUCUACACUUUGUAAAUAGUUUUCGCCUUGUUGCGAGUUGGCAACACCUAAAUGUGCCUUAUAUUGUAAUUAGACGGUUGCCUUCCUUAACAAGAUGCUCCUUUAAGAAAGACUUCCUUAAUUUUGUAAAAUAUAUAGUCAUUUUCUUCCUUAUUUUGAUAUGUACACAUUUAUGUGUAAAUUUGCAUUUUUGUAAUGCGUGUUUGUGCGACAAAAUCCGUACGUCUUCCUAAAUGUAUGAUAUUUAACAGUUAACCAAUAUCGUCUGAUACUUGGUUAGAUUUACGUAUGCCUUUUUGUGUGUUAAAAGCCUUUGAAUAAUUGAGUAAUAAUUAUUUUAUAAUCCUUGAAUUUUGAUAUGGUUCUAAAGUGCCUAUAGCGCUGGACGCCAAUUAUUGAGCUCAUAUACAGGCUUCCAAUGUAAUAACAUGAUGUGUAGAAUUAUCAGCAAUAAAUCUACGCUGAAUAAAUUUAAUAUUUUUCUGUUAAUUGCAUUGAAUAUUGAAUAAUAGUGAAGCAUUUGUUUUAAUCAAAUUUUAUUCAAAUCAAGCAUUCGGAACCGGGCAGUAUUCUACCGAAUAAUGUUUUUGUUUUCUUCAACACAGAAUUUGCUCUAUUGCAUUGAUUUGCAUACUUAGCCAUAGCAGAUGAAAUUAGGGAAGAGAAGUAGUUUAAAAAAAUCUAUGUUCAUUCCAGGGUUAGUGUUGCGAAAAUGGUAGUUGAUAUUGAGAAGAAAAAAAAAGCUGGGACAAAGAAAGACAUUUACUAUUUAAAUAAAGGCGGGGCCGUGAUAGUGGGCUUUAUUUGUGGAAGGGUGAAGUAGGACGCUCAUACUGCGAUCUUCAUGUUAAUUAUUGCCCAUACGCUAUUGUUUGGUUCUUCAAAGAUUUGUUGACAUUCCAAAUAAAUAUCAUGAAAUGGUUUCAUUUAAAAUGCCUUGACGCUCAUGUGAUGUACUGGGUAAGAGUCUCGAAUGAAUUCAUUGAAUCCUUACCUCUGCGGAGGGUUAUUAAUGGGUACCGUAUUGAUGAUAGCUACUAUAGCUAGAAAGAUAAAUGUAUGAUAUUUGAAAUUACGAACAUUAGUAGAUUAGUAUAUUUCGAAUUAAAAUUUUAGAUGUAUAGAAAUUGGUAUUUAAAAUGAAGUACGCUAUGAAUUUCGAAUUUACAAUGUACGAAUAUAGAAUAUAAAUUUAGAUUAUUAGAAUUUUUAUAAGAGCGAAUAUUAUGUAAUCAUUGCCUUACUAUUAUGUGAGAAAACAAAUAUUGCUUUAGAAUAUUACAUUGUAUAAUUCAUUGAUUUUUGCAUGAAAUGUGAAAGGCAAAAAACUCUAGAGAUUUCAAAUGUAUAUUUUUGUUUUGUUUUAAAAAUGCACUUGCCACGCAUUUACAUUGUAUACACACUCUCGUCUGUAUUGUAUUACUCUUCUAUUAUAUAGCACUUUUCUUUUUGUCGUUAUGAUUUCUAGAUUAUUUUGCUUCUUAAUUAUUAGUUUAAGAUAAAAAGAGGUUGAAAAUAUAUCCACAUUGUAAAUAUAUGUCAUUUAACAAAUGAUUAUGUUCAUUAAAACAUUUCUCCAGCUCAAACAUAAUGGCAUUUUUAUAGUCCCUUUGAGCCCCCCCCCCCCAGAAACCAAUAAAAAAACCUAUUAUGGUACAAAAAAAUCUCAUGCGAAAUAAAUUAACUUGCACUCUUGAUAAUGACCAAAAGGUGUAAUUUUCGAAACGGAUGUAAUAAGUUUGUCUAUGCAAAUUGAGCCAUUCUUGCUGUGUGACAUAGAAUUUUGCCAGAUUAUGUAAACACACAACGGCCAAUAUUCACAUGGAGGAGAAAAUUAUCGCUCAAAACAUGGACCCGAAUAAUACUAUGCUCAAAAUAUUGGGCUCUAAUACUUCCUCCAUAUCUUAAUGGGGAUCUCUGUUACAUUUAGAAAAUUAGAUCACGAAAUAAGUGCUUUUGGGGUGAAGUGUGUCUUUCUUUGUACUCAUCUGCCUCAGAUCAGAGUUUAUAUCCUUAUUUUGUUAUUAUUAUUCUUCUAAUAUUUGUUGUGUUCAUAAUCUCUUUGGUAUUUCAACAUCUCUACGUGUUAAUUACAUGGUUACGUACUCAACUCUGGUAGAUAUAUGUUAAUUUGGUCGCUAUAGUGCUUUGUUAUUGUUCUUUAUUAUUAGUCCAUUGAAUCUUCAAUUUAGGUAUGGUUUAGUAGAUAGGUUGAUGAUACUAAGAAAUACCUGGAAUAUUUCUCAAUAUGUCUACGUUUUCAUCUCAGUGUUUUCCCCUUAUAGUGGAAAUUUUACCCUAUUUUUACCGCAGUAUCAUGAUCAUUGCAAAAACCUCCCCCAUUUAUUUAUGAAACACACUCACUCUUUCACCAUCCCCUUUUCUCCACCUCUCAUUAAAAAAAAUCAUUUCAACCCCACCCCCAAUAUAUCAGAAUUCUUCCAAAUACAUCCGGAAUUUCAUAUAUUGUAUACCAUAAUGUAUACAACAUCCAUCAGAAAGAUGUUGUCGUGUAUCGAAAUUUAAUAGUUAUAAUCGUUAUCUCCCGACCUUUAGGCCAAGGGAGUUUCUUUCGUCUUUUAUUUUCUGGGGCGUUUUAAGAGGAUGCUGACACAAUUAAGGGUGAUUGUUCACGUGGAAUGUAUUUCAGUUCACAAGAAUUAGACAUAAAAUCUAAAGAUUUUUAACAUUUAGGGAAACAACUUAUUGUCGUGUGAAAAGUUGUCUUGGGUAAACUAUGUGGAGCGUCAUUUCAGAAUCAGUAAAUGCCACAUUUUUCACGCUCUGAAGAUUAACAUAUAAAACCACCACGACUGUAAAAAUUUCGGGGCAAUGUCCACCUUUUGUUAAAUGGGAGAAGUACAUUACAUCGUUAUGUAUUCAACACUUCAGUAAUGCGGAUUCUAUUAAGUUUUUUAUUAAUAUUCUUAAAUGUGGUGUGUCAUGGUCUGUUUAAUACAUGAUUUAUCGUUGAUCUUCAGAGCGUGAAACGAUUCUAGUUUUGGCUCCCUAUUUCUGUGCCUAUUUAAAUUGUAGUUUAAUUUACUGAAGAUGGGUUUCUUUUCCUGGUAGUAGGGUUGAGUUGGUACUGUGGAUAGACCAUACUUUUUAUAAAUGAAACGCCAGGGAUACAGGGUAUACUAAAAAAUGUGUUGGGUCACGCAUGCGCAGUGACGCUAUUCACAUGUGCUACGCAUGAUAGUGCAAUAUUGUCGUGUUGAAAAAAAAGGUGAAAUUAUGAGAAAUUUAUGGCUCAGAUAAUUAAAUAGAGAGAGUGUAGCAACUCGAAAAUGCCAGGGAAAGAUUUUGAAUUAUGUAUCAGAUUUUAAAGAAAAAUUUCGAAUGGGAAGAUGUUUAAAUUUAGAGUCCAGUACAGAUGAUAAAUUAUAUGGAAUAUACAUACUUUUUCAACGUAUAGAAUGUUAAAAGAAUUAAUGUUGAAGAAAGCAUGUACCGACAGAGUAUUAUUGUAUUAUUAUUAAGAUAUAUAAUUAAAUAAUGAGAUUUGAGUAUAAUUUGGAAUUGCGCUGACUGUUCAGUCUGAGAUAUUACACUGUAAAAACUGAAGUGCUAAUUUAGCACUUACAGUGCUUGUACAGUGACUGCACUACGAGUGCUGAUUUUCUAGUUCAAAUUCAAACUAGAAAAUCAGCACUUGUAGUGCAGUCACCAUACAAGCACUGUAAGUGCUAACUUAGCACUUCGUUUUUUACAGUGUAGGCGUAACGAUGUAGAUAUGAACAAAAUGUUGAUGAAUGUAACUUAAUGCAAGGGUAUAUUUGCAGAAUCCCAGCUGUGAAAAUUCUAUCCUGAUACAGUCAAAUUCCUACUGAUUUACAUACGAUUAGUCCCGAUUAUUAAUUGAGAAUUCCUUGCAUUAUUCAUUUUUAGCAAGCUUCGAAUAAAAUUUCACAAAUUAUGUAUAGAUAAAAA